Molecule: messenger RNA, 2451 nt
Organism: Engraulis encrasicolus (European anchovy)
Lineage: Eukaryota; Metazoa; Chordata; Actinopteri; Clupeiformes; Engraulidae
Gene: phf6
Product: PHD finger protein 6
Exons: 11
Coding region: 278-1357 (359 amino acids)
Cellular component (GO): nucleus
Source: RefSeq, a predicted model, not a curated record
UAGGCCAACGUCACUCGAAUGUUACGCAGUGGAGAAGAUCCGCAAGCGUAGCUAACCCAAUACCAAGCUCAGUGGGAAGAAGGGUGAAAACACACGCUCGUGGUCACACUUUUCUUUUGCCCCCAUCCAGCAGAACAACGUGACAAAAACGCACUUAUACGGCAGGAUUGCAUUAUAAAAGCCAGCAGGAUCUAGGAGUCGACCAAGAGAAAGUGUGAAAGGUGGGGGACACAGAGAUAAAGCGAAAGAGAGGAAAAAAGCAGGAGACUUUUUGGCCAUGUCUAGUCAAAGGAAAGGACCAUCAGCACGGCAAAAAGCAAAAUGUGCCUUCUGCCGAACCAACCGGGACAAGGAGUGUGGAACGCUACUGAUCUCCGACAACCAGAAGGUGGCAGCCCAUCACAAGUGCAUGCUUUUCUCCUCCGCGCUGGUGACGUCUCACUCUGAAAGUGAAAACAUCGGGGGAUUUUCCAUCGAGGACGUGAAGAAGGAGAUCAAGAGGGGGAACAAACUGAUGUGCUCCCACUGUCACCGGCCGGGGGCCACCAUAGGCUGUGACGUCAAGACGUGCCGGCGGACAUACCACUACUACUGUGCUCUCUGGGACAAGGCCCAGACCAAGGAGAACCCCUCACAAGGCAUUUACCUAGUGUACUGUCGCAAACACAGGGACGCCAUCCAAGAUGCCAGCGAUGAUGAAGAGCAGCCGGCGACUGAGGAGGCCAACGACUCGGACUCGUCUCCGCCUAGAGGUCGGGGGCGGGGCCGCUUCGAGAAGAGCCGCCUCAAGGGCCUGUCCAGGGGCCAGUCGGACGACACGCGUUCCACCUCAUCCCAGGGGCCUGACGACACAGAAAGCUCCUCGCAUCGAGACAGGUCUCCUCUGAGAGGCAGUCCCAGUGACUCGGGGCUUCGCUGUGGUUUCUGUCACGCCGGGGAGGAGGAGAACGAGACGCGAGGCGUGCUACACGCCGACAACGCCAAGAAGGUGGCAGCUCACUACAAAUGCAUGCUCUUUUCCUCGGGCACUGUUCAGCUCACCACCACAUCUCGCGCAGAAUUCGGUAACUUUGAUGUGAAGACGGUUAUUCAAGAAAUCAAAAGAGGGAAAAGAAUGAAAUGCACUCUGUGCAGUCAGUUGGGUGCGACCAUAGGCUGUGAGAUUAAGGCGUGUGUGAAGACCUACCAUUACCACUGUGGGGUGCAGGACAAGGCCAAAUACAUAGAGAACAUGGCACGAGGCAUCUACAAGCUGUACUGUAAGAACCACAGUGGGAAUGAGGAGCGAGAUGAGGAGGACGAGGAAAGGGAGAACCGCAGCAGAGAGAGGGCUGCCGGACAGCUCAACGGCAACUAGAUGCAGCUUAAUGUUGCAAGCGUCAGACCCAUAAGGAGAUAUCAUGUGGAGGAAAUAAAACAGAUAUUUUUAUAUGGUGGUGUACUCACAAACUGUCGGCCAGCCCUCUCGAUAUCUUAUAGUUUCCCAUGUGCCCUCUUUGACGCAUACUCCUUACUCAUUAAUGGUCAGCAACAACAAGAACCACCACCCUCUACUCUUGUGUGUGUAUACCGUAUACAUACAAACACACGCUCACCAGAAACGUUUCUUCAGCUCCAGUCAAACUUCAGAAGACUUUGAAGGCAGGAGGCCUUUGGAGAUGGAGAGAUAGUUGGAGAUAAAAACAAACAAACAAACAAACUGUACUGUAAAGGUGACAGACAAACUCACUUUGCUAUGAAUGCAUACUUACUGAGGAAUGAUGAGGCGGGUCAUGAAAGCACUGUCUCACAAUGUGACUGAAUGUACUGUACUCCAGACAAUUCCUUGUGACUUUACUACACGUAUACAGUACAGUGCGCUCUUACUGGAUUGAUAUUCAAUUGAGGCUGCCGUCUUCUCAUUUUUACUAUUCAUCUUCUCUUCCAAAUCUUGAACCUUUUAAUAACUCUGUUGCUGUAAUUUUUCUGUCGAUAUGAUUCUCUUAUUUGUUUUUGUUUUGAAAUGUGUAUUAUAUUUUACUACCGUGUAAUAAUCAUGAUUAAUAUUGGAUAUCAGUGGCUUCCUUUAUAGUCUCAGUCAGGAUUAAAGAUCAUCUGCUAGCAUGCUUUUUUUUAUUUACCAAAUUGCACGUCAUGUUUUUAUUUUAAAACUAAUCUCCUUUUUGAUUAAAAAAAAUACAGGCUGAAGUGACAGCUGGCACCUGAAGCCUGAACACAGCAGUGUAAUCAAAAAAAAAGUUUUGAAAUGAACCGCUAGGGUGCAGCAAAGAGCUGCAGGCCGUGGGCCAAUUUUCCAUAGGCUGUGAAUCAUAGGAGUCCUCAUAUUUAUGUAAGGUUAUGACAGUUUGGUUAGCUGGUACUAUUAGAAACACUUUUAUUAUAUCUUACAUAUUUAGGUGUUCCAUGCAGUGAUGGUAUUUGCACUCUGUGCUACUCACGAGGGCAAACGUG